UUGACACCAAUACACGUUCCACCUGUGUUUAUACAUAUGUGUAAUCGUUAAUAUCGUAUAUUAAAUGUAAAUCAGUGAACGGCACAUAAAAGCGGCUUGCGGCUGAUCUGGGAUUGAUUGGUUUUGUCUGCAGAAAUCAUGGCGUCCUGACGUCUUCGGCAGAGUUUUGUUAUCCAGUACUGAAGUAUGCAGAAAUGUGUUAGCCGGUGUGCAUUUACAGCGAGUUAUCUUCAAAUUUUAUGAUAUUAUCCACACUUUUCAUUCGAACUAUUAGACGUGUCUCAACUGUCGCCAUCAGAAUGAGUGAUCCGGCUGUAAAAAGAGUGGUGAGCGAUAUCAUUCGCUCUCCAGAAGACAAACGGGAGUAUCGAGGACUUGAGUUUACGAAUGGCCUGAAAGCCGUUCUCAUCAGUGACCCCACCACUGACAAAUCAUCAGCCGCGCUGGAUGUCCACAUAGGUUCUUUGUCAGAUCCCGAGAACAUUUCAGGACUGGCCCACUUCUGUGAGCACAUGCUGUUUCUGGGAACCGAGAAGUACCCCAAAGAAAACGAGUACAGUCAGUUUUUGAGCGAGCACGCCGGCAGCUCCAAUGCCUUCACUAGUGGAGAGCACACCAAUUACUAUUUCGACGUAUCCCAUGAACAUCUACAAGGGGCUUUGGACAGAUUUGCCCAGUUUUUCCUCUGUCCGCUGUUUGAUGAGAGCUGUAAGGACCGAGAGGUGAAUGCAGUGGAUUCAGAACAUGAGAAGAACCUCAUGAAUGACGCAUGGCGGCUGUUUCAGUUGGAGAAAGCCACUGGGAACCCCAAACAUCCUUUUAGCAAGUUUGGCACUGGCAAUAAGUUAACCCUUGAGACGAGACCAUCUCAACAGGGCAUUGAUAUCCGUGAGGAACUGCUCAAGUUUCACUCCACCUACUAUUCCUCCAAUCUGAUGGGAUUGUGUGUGCUGGGCAGAGAGUCGCUGGAUGAUUUGACAUCUAUGGUGGUGAAGCUUUUUGGUGAGGUCGAGAACAAGAACGUCCCCAUCCCAGAAUUCCCAUCACAUCCUUUCCAGGAGGAACACCUGAGGCAAUUUUAUAAAGUUGUACCAAUCAAGGACAUUAGAAACUUGUAUGUGACCUUCCCUAUCCCAGACCUGCAGAAGUACUACAAAUCAAAUCCAGGCCAUUAUCUGGGCCAUCUGAUUGGACAUGAGGGUCCAGGAAGUCUUUUGUCUGAGCUCAAAGCUAAAGGAUGGGUGAACACGCUAGUUGGAGGCCAGAAAGAAGGAGCCAGAGGAUUCAUGUUCUUCAUUAUUAAUGUGGACUUGACAGAAGAGGGGCUGUUGCAUGUCGAGGAUAUCAUCUUCCACAUGUUCCAGUAUAUUCAGAAGCUGCGGACAGAGGGCCCUCAAGAGUGGGUCUUUCAGGAGUGUAAGGAUUUGAACACUGUGGCUUUUAGAUUUAAGGAUAAGGAACGUCCUCGUGGAUACACGUCUAAAGUGGCUGGACUACUGCAUUACUAUCCGCUGGAGGCAGUUUUGGCUGCAGAAUAUUUGCUGGAGGAGUUUAGGCCAGACCUGAUUGAGAUGGUGCUUGAUAAACUGAGACCGGAGAAUGUCAGGGUAGCCGUUGUCUCCAAAUCAUUUGAAGGACAGACGGACCGGACUGAGGAGUGGUACGGUACGCAGUAUAAACAAGAAGCCAUUACUGAUGAGGCUAUUAAGAAAUGGCAAAAUGCAGACCUCAAUGGAAAGUUCAAACUGCCAAUGAAGAAUGAAUUCAUCCCAACAAACUUUGAGAUUUAUCCUCUAGAGAAGGAUUCCCCAUCUGUCCCCACUUUGAUAAAGGACACAGCAAUGAGCAAAGUUUGGUUCAAACAGGAUGACAAGUUUUUCCUACCCAAGGCUUGUUUAAACUUUGAGUUUUUCAGUCGCUACCUAUAUGCAGACCCGGUGCACUGCAACAUGACUUACCUGUUUCUCAGGUUGUUGAAGGAUGAUUUGAGAGAAUAUACAUAUGCAGCCCGCCUGGCAGGGUUGGUCUAUGACAUAGCCUCAGCAAUGAAUGCCAUCAUUCUGUCAGUCAAGGGUUAUAAUGACAAACAACACAUCCUGCUGAAGAAGAUCAUUGAGAAAAUGGCCACGUUUGAGAUCGAUGAGAAGCGUUUCGACAUCAUUAAGGAAGCGUACAUGAGGUCUCUGAAUAACUUCCGCGCUGAGCAGCCUCACCAGCACGCCAUGUAUUACCUGCGGCUGCUUAUGACAGAGGUGGCCUGGACUAAAGAUGAGCUCAGAGACGCUCUGGAUGAUGUGACGUUACCUCGUCUGAAGGCGUUCAUACCGCAGCUGUUGUCACGGUUACACAUUGAAGCCCUGCUGCAUGGCAACAUCACCAAACAGUCUGCUCUGGGCAUGAUGCAAAUGUUGGAGGACACUCUCAUUGAGCAUGCUCACACUAAACCCCUCCUACCGAGUCAGCUAAUUCGCUACAGGGAAGUGCAGGUACCUGAUGGUGGUUGGUAUGUUUACCAGCAGAGGAACGAGGUUCAUAAUAACUGUGGAAUCGAGAUUUACUAUCAGACGGACAUGCAGAACACCCACGAGAACAUGCUGCUGGAGCUCUUCUGUCAAAUCAUCUCUGAGCCAUGCUUCAACACGCUACGCACCAAAGAACAGCUGGGUUACAUAGUGUUCAGCGGCCCUCGCAGGGCCAAUGGAGUGCAGGGUCUGCGUUUCAUCAUCCAGUCUGAAAAAGCUCCUCACUACCUGGAGUCUCGAGUGGAAGCCUUCCUCAAGACUAUGGAGAAGAGCGUGGAGGAGAUGGGGGAGGAAGCGUUUCAGAAACACAUCCAGGCACUGGCUAUUCGCCGUCUUGACAAACCCAAGAAGCUGGCGGCUGAAUGCGCCAAGUACUGGGGAGAAAUCAUCUCCCAACAGUACAACUUUGACAGGGAUAAUAUUGAAGUUUCUUACCUGAAGACACUGGCAAAGGAACACAUUAUGCAGUUUUACAGGGACUUGUUGGCCAUUGAUGCCCCCAGAAGACACAAAGUGUCUGUGCAUGUGCUGUCCAGAGAGAUGGACUCCUGUCCACUGGUUGGAGAAUUUCCUGCUCAAAAUGAUGUCAAUCUGGCUCCCGCUCCCUCACUUCCUCAGCCAUCACUGGUUCAGGAUAUGACUGAAUUCAAAAGGAGUCUGCCGCUGUUCCCUCUCACCAAACCUCACAUCAAUUUCAUGGCUGCCAAACUGUGACCAGCAUCAUGGGAUUGUCAGAGACGCCCAAAUAUGGAGCCAGUAAUGCCGUUGUCUGUGCGUGAGUGUGUGUUUGUGUGUGCGUGUAAGCAGGCAGGCCACAACGGUGCCGCUUGCAACGUUUUUAGUUGUGCUCUGCGUCAGACAUGCACACCCGAUAUUUCAUAGAUACAAAGAAAACAUACAAUGUGUUUCAUGUUGCUUCUGUCAGGACAUUUGUAUCCCUAUAUAAUAUAGGAAUCACUCGCUGGCCACGACGACACUUUUUCAUUUGUUCGGGUUCAUUUCAAAAUGCUGUUUCGUUUCACUUACACCAAUGUUAACCAUGAGAAACCAUAUGGAGAGGCUGUUGUGUAAUUUAUCAAGAUAAGUCUCUCUUGAAAUGAAAUAUUGGCCUUAAGAUGAUUUUAAUCAGUGAUCAGGUUUUCUGGCACCUUUUUUAAAUUUUAAUUUAAACAAUUUGCUUUGAGUUGUUUUUAGUUUCUGUGCAUGUUGGCAGAGUUUUAUCUUUAAGGAUAGUGUUGUAAAUGCAAGGUGGUUAACUUGAUGGACUUUGAUUUUAUUUGCAGUUGAAGAAAUAUCAUAAUAAACAAUUUUUAAUAUCGUUUUCAUUUGUUUAUUUAAGUUACUUUGUCUGAUUUAUAAUGUACCUGAAACCUUGUUCUCCAAAACUGUCGUAAUAGAAAUUCCUCUUGAAACAUGAAUUAUGUAAAUACAUUAAAACCUUUUUUUUUUUUUUUUUUUUUUUUUUUCUUUUUCUUUUUCCUAUUUGAAUUUUAAGUACACUAUUUAAUGCAACAGUUUAUGCACCAUUGUUUUUUUGAACAAUUUUAAACAAAUACGUUGAAGGAUGCAGAUUGUCUUUUUCAAGAUGCUUUGAUCCAACUUGCCCAUAUAUUGAUACCCACAUGACAACAUUUCAGGAGUUGUUGCAAGAAACCGACUCUGAAAACCCCUUUAACUGGGUUUGUUUUACUUCUGAUGUCUUGACUUGUGAUUUAUGCACUCCUCACAAGCAAUAAUGUGACUUACAGGACCUAUGACUAGUGUCUUAAACUCUAUAGCUUGGUUCUGAGAAACGGAUUAGACGAGAACUAGACUUGGUCUGUGCUCAGAAAACCCUCCUGUGUGGUGUUUGAAGGCUGUAAUUUACCUGCGCUUAUGCAGGAACGUCAUGUCGGUCUAAUCCAUGUGUGUCCUCAUCUCAGGUGUGUGUUAGUCUCGUCUCGAGCCAAGUCUUCACCAUCACUUGUGUUUCUAGUGCUGAGAUUUAUUCUGGACUUACUCAGGCAUAUCAAAUCGACUGUAUGCUGCAUUUUUUUAGAAACUCGACGACCAUCCUGCCGCGUCCAUCAAAAUAAUGAAUACUGUUUCAUGCUCAGCAAAACAAACUGACGUCAACCUCUUAGAUGAGUUUGGCUGUACCACCAAGAUGGAUAUUCUCAGGCAUCUCACUGCAUUGGUUUUGGUGGUUUUUGUUUUUGAAUUUAAAGAAAUGGUUCAGAAUAGUUCAUUCAAAAAUGUACAUUUUAGUAAUUCUAUAGGUUCUCAUGGCGUUCCAAUCCUGUAUGACAUUUUCUUUUAUGGAAAAAGAAGUCUGGCAACUUUUCCAUGCAAUUAAAGUGAUGUCAAACUUUAAAAACAGCAUAAAAACAAUAGUCCAUAUGAGUUGUGCUUUUGUAUUUCAAGUCUUUUGAAGCCAUUUGAUAGCUUUGUGACACUUAGGCUUUUUGACACAAGCUAAGCCAGUAGUAGUGCUGACAAUGAUGUGAAAAGAAGAACAGAUUAACCAAAUCAAUCCGCUCCGAUUGAUUCAAACUCGUGAUUUCAAUCAUCCAUUUUAAGCCAUUCGCUAGCAAAAGCUAGAUUAAAUGUAAAAUCCAUUCAUUUUUGAAUUUCCACCGCUUGUAACAAUUUUAAAAACCAUGAAGUGAUCAGUUAAACCAAUGCGUCACAAAAUGAUUCACUGUUUUGAAGCGCUCCAAACGGAUUGUGUAUUGCAAAUCAUUUGUUUCUAAUUGAGAAUUCAAAUCGUGUAUCGUGAAUCAUUUGAUUUAGAUCGGGACUUUGGAGUGUGUUCACGAAUCAUUUGACUUGGAUCGGGACUUCAAAUUGCAUAUCGUGCAUCAUUUGGUUUAGACCAGAGCUUCACGCAUUGUGGAUCAUUUGAUUCAGAUGGGGACUUUACAUAUUGCGACUCAUUUUAUUUGGAUCAAAACUGGUUUGUGAAUCAUUUCGAAUGAAUGGAUCAAAUCAUAUUAUUGCAAUGUGUGAUUUGAAGUCCCAAUCUAAAUCAAAUUAUUCAGAAUAUGCGAAGUUCCAAGCUAAGUCAAAUGAUUUUGCUUUAGAUCGGAAUUUUAAAAUGUGGAUCACAAAUCAUUUGAUAUAGAUCGGAACUUAUGUGUGUUGUGAACCAUUUGAUUCAGAUCGGGACUUUGGAGAGGGUUCGCAAAUCAUUGAUUUUAAAUCUGAACUUUAGAGCGUGGAUCGCAAAGCAUUUCAUUCAGAUCGACUCAGGUUUGUCAAUCGUUUUGCAAAUUGAAUGAUUUAAAUCAAAUGAUUUGCAAUGCGUGAUUUGUAGUCUCGAUUUAAAUCAAAUGAUUUGUGAUGUGUGAAGUUCUGAUCAAAGUCAAAUGAUUUUACUUUAGACCAGAACUUCAGAGCAUGAAUUGCAAAUCAUUUGAUUCAGAUUGGGACUUCGAAGUGGGUUCACGAAUCGUUUGAUUUAGAUUGGAACUUCAGAGUGUGGAUCGCAGAUCAUUUGAUUCAGAAGUUCGGAGUGGGUUUGCAAAUAAUUCAUUUUGGAUCGGAAUUUCACGUAUAGUGAACCAUUUGAUUCCGAGCGAAACGGGCUUGUGAAUCACUUUGCAAAUUGAAUGAUUCAAAUCAAAUGAUUUGCAAUGCGUGAUUUGAAUUCCCGAUCUAAAUCAAAUGAUUUGUGAAGUGUGAAGUUCUGAUCUAAGUCAAAUUAUUUUAGUUUAGACCAGAACUUCGGAGCAUGGAUUGCAAAUCAUUUGAUUCAGAUCGGGACUUCGGAGUGGGUUCGUGAAUCGUUUGAUUUAAAUCGUAACUUUGGAGAAUGGAUCGCAAAUCAUUUGAUUCAGAUCAGAAGUUUGGAGUGGGUUUGCAAAUCAUUUGAUUUAGAUCAAAACGGCUUUGUGAAUUAUUUCGUGAGUUGAAUGAUUCAAAUCAAAUGGUUUGCAAUGCGUUACUUGAAGUCCCGAUCUAAAUCAAAUGAUUUGUGUGAAGUUCUGAUCUAAGUCAAAUGAUUUUACUUUAGACCAAAUAUUUUUAUUUAUCUUACAAUAAAAAAAGUUUAAACUAAAAUUACGAGGGGAAAAAAUACAGCUAAAUAGAAAUAAAAUUAAGCAUGCUUUGUGAGAAACUGUUUAAGCUGAAAAUCAUAGCUGCUUUUAAAUAUAGGCUUUUUUUUUUUUUUUCUUUUUUUU
This is a messenger RNA of Labeo rohita (rohu), 6685 nucleotides long. It is a transcript of the gene ide, whose product is annotated as insulin-degrading enzyme. The coding region runs from base 240 to 3236 and encodes 998 amino acids. Gene Ontology annotation, cellular component: mitochondrion; peroxisomal matrix; cytosol. Lineage: Eukaryota; Metazoa; Chordata; Actinopteri; Cypriniformes; Cyprinidae. The transcript is spliced from 25 exons. Gene Ontology annotation, molecular function: metal ion binding; metalloendopeptidase activity. Gene Ontology annotation, biological process: peptide catabolic process. The record is from RefSeq and is a predicted model, not a curated record.